Dendrobium catenatum is the source of this 611-nucleotide messenger RNA. RefSeq lists its product as uncharacterized. Lineage: Eukaryota; Viridiplantae; Streptophyta; Magnoliopsida; Asparagales; Orchidaceae. Bases 87 to 434 code for a protein of 115 amino acids. The record is from RefSeq and is a predicted model, not a curated record. The transcript is spliced from 2 exons.
ACGAUUUUCUUUCAAAUAACCACAUUAGAUCUCUCUCCGUCUCUGUAGCUGCGGCCCUUAAGAGUAGUUGGAGGACUUGGCGCUCGAUGCCCUCACCGAGCUGUUCAAUCUGUUUCCGGCACUCCGCUCCGUCCAACACCAGAUAUCUGUUAAGGGUUUUGAAACUUUCGAUAACUUUGCUCAAGAAAGCAGUCGUGAAAUUGCCGUUUAUUUAUAAGGUAGCUUCGGGGAGCGCAAUGGCCGGCCGAACUAAUCUUCAGUAUGCGAACGGCGCCGGAGAAACGGAAGGGACUGUCCGGUUAUUCGGCGACGGUUUAGUUUCCCUCAACAGAAUCGAAAAUUAUAUCUUUUGCGAAGGGCCGAUGAGAUCUCCCGCUUCUUCCUCUCCGAGAUCUUGGAAUUCUGCAACUUUUUCGGCCACCUCAACGGGUUGAGAUAAAGCCAUACAGGCCGGGUAAGAACCAGAGAUUAUUGUGCACGCAAUCAAUCAGAGCAAGGUUCGAUGCUGCUUAUUUGCUGUACUGCGUAUUUUUUUAUACAUAUUUAUUAUGUAUUUUGUGAGUAUUUAAUGAAUAUUAUUUAUUUGCUGCUAAAAUACAUAAAAAAAGUUA